Mauremys mutica (yellowpond turtle) is the source of this 1696-nucleotide messenger RNA. Its product is annotated as tripartite motif-containing protein 26-like. The record is from RefSeq and is a predicted model, not a curated record. Lineage: Eukaryota; Metazoa; Chordata; Testudines; Geoemydidae. Bases 231 to 1337 code for a protein of 368 amino acids. Gene Ontology annotation, molecular function: zinc ion binding. The transcript is spliced from 5 exons.
GGUUUCGCUUUCGGGAUCUUCCGCUGCUGCUGGCCCCGUUCCUCGCUCCUCCUGCGGCGCCACGUGGCUGCUGCGGGCGCCUGGCUCGGGUGCGGGGGCCUUGACUUGCUCGUUUGGGGGCUGCCGACUGCCCCCCCCCCCGUCUCCCUCCUGCGCUCACCACCAGCCCGUGUCUGCCGCUGGCUCCCUGCAGAAGCAGAGAGAACAGAAGCCCAGAGAUCCCAGCAGCCAUGGCCUCAGGGACUCCUGUACGGGAAAUCCAAGAGGAAACCAACUGUCCCAUCUGCCUGGAAUAUCUGACGGACCCAGUCACCAUACAGUGCGGGCACAACUUCUGCCGAAGCUGCAUCUCUCAGUACUGUGAGACAUGGGAAGAGCAGGACUCUGACCCCUUGUGCUGCCCCAGCUGCAGAGCCCGAAUCUGGAAAGGGGCUUUCCAGAGUAAUUAUCAGCUAGCAAAUAUAGUGGAAAAAAUCAAACAAAUGGAUUUCAAACGAGGAAAAGAGAAUCUGUGUGAGAGACACGGCAAAGCCUUGGAUCUGUUCUGUGAAGAGGACGGGGAAGCCGUGUGCGUGGUUUGUGAGAGAUCCUCAGAGCAUAGAUCUCACAUGGUGCUUCUCAUAGAAGAGGCUGCCCAGAAAUACAAGGAAAGAAUCCAGGCCCAUUUGAAAACUCUGAGGGAAGAGAGAGAAAAGCUGCUGGGAUUGAAAGCGACUGGAGAGGGGAAUUGCCGGGAAUAUCUGAAACAAACACAAACCGAGAGGCAGAAGAUCAUGUCUGAAUUUCAGCAACUGCAGCAGUUCCUGGAGGAACAAGAGCGACUCCUGCUGGCCCAGCUGGAGAAGCUGGACAAGGAGAUUGUGUGGAUCCAGAAUGAAAAUGUCAGUAAACUCUCCGAGCAGAUUUCCCGUCUGAGUGAGCUGAUAAAUGAGGUGGAGGGGAAGUGUCAGAAGCCAGCGAGUGAAUUCCUACAGCAUGUCAGAACCACCUUGAGCAGGUAUGUGGCUCCCUCGCACUCCACAAUGCUGGGAAAGAGCUUGAUGAUGAGGGUAGCACCGCAUCUCCCCGGGGCUCUACAGCAAACUGUGUGGGGAGAUCACAUGUUGGAUACAAAUCUCUCUGAUCAACUCCAUCCUGGGGUGCUAACUCUUGUACAGAAGACUCUGGAAUUCUCCAGUCAGUGGGAAAGACUGAGCUCAAGUAUUUUGUGGAGAUGUCACAUCCCUGGGGGACUGGCUGCCUCAGGAUUGUGGGGAUGGACUAUGGGCCUGUCACUGCUGGGGCCCUGGUCACUAUUCAGCCCAGGGCAGCAGCGAUCAAGUGUCUUUCCCACCUGAGGACUGUUUAGAGACCUGUGUGGAACGACCUGGGGAGUUGGUGUCUCAGUCUAGUUCCUAGAGGCAGAUUUCUACAGCACGUCACCUGGGAACCUCCUGACCCUCAGAGCAUGGAGGCCAAGAAGCGAAUUGGCCAUGGAGACUCAAUUCCCCUUUUGUCCCCAGAGCUGAUCUCUCCACACCAGAGUUGAAGAAUAUUAAUGACCAUUGAGGGGAAGGUUGCUUGGCCCUGGGCUGUGUUGCACCUGCUCUGAGGCUGGGAGAAGUCGAGGAAUUCUAACUCCAGGCCCAUGAGAGCAGCGACUCACUAGCCAGAACUUAUAAUAAGUCACACAGUAAAAUAUAAUCACGUGACAUUG